Messenger RNA from Cyphomyrmex costatus, 549 nucleotides. RefSeq names its product blocked early in transport 5 (gene Bet5). Gene Ontology annotation, cellular component: TRAPP complex. Gene Ontology annotation, biological process: endoplasmic reticulum to Golgi vesicle-mediated transport. Bases 111 to 548 code for a protein of 145 amino acids. The transcript is spliced from 3 exons. NCBI's taxonomy places the organism in Eukaryota, Metazoa, Arthropoda, Insecta, Hymenoptera, Formicidae. The record is from RefSeq and is a predicted model, not a curated record.
UUUCGAUCAGCCGUGUCGCAGGUGCUCCGCAACAGUUGAGUCUGCUGAACGCGACCAUUGUGGUUUGUUGUGGUUUACUAGCCGAAAAAAAAAAACAACGUGCCAGCAUUAUGACAAUUCACAACUUGUACAUUUUUUCAAAAACCGGCACGUUGCUAUAUUACGCUGAAUGGAACAGAUUAAAUAAGUCGGGAAUAACAAAAGAGGAGGAGGCAAAAUUAAUGUAUGGAAUGUUGUUUUCCAUAAAAUCAUUUGUAAGUAAAAUCUCUCCGUUGGAUCCUAAGGAGGGGUUUCUGUAUUACAAGACGAGCAAAUAUACUCUUCACUACUUUGAAACACCUUCAGGUCUCAAGUUUGUUUUGAAUACUGAUAAUGCAAGUCAGAAUGCCAGAGAAUUAUUACAGCAAUUGUAUAGAGAAGUCUACCUGGAAUAUGUAGUGAAGAAUCCACUCUGUCAAUUAAAUGAACCUAUACAAAGUGAAUUGUUCAAAAUAAAGGUAGAUGAAUUAUUUAAAAAAUCUCCUCUAUUUCUAAGUCGUUCAUUGUAGA